CUGCCCGAGCCAAAAGGGAAGAAGAAAAAAACAGACAAUCGCUUUUAGUAUAGCCUCACUCUCACACACUUACACUCUCACAAACACGCACACACACGCACACACACCCACACACAACACGUAUUAGAUAACGACUGGAGCGAGAGCUGAAGACGUUUUAAAGGACCAAGAUAAGGCGCGCUGCGUGGAGCACCUCUGUACCUCGCGGGGGGCUCGCGGGGGCCAUGGAUCAUAUUGGAGCGCAUCUCCAGCACAUUCACGCGGAGCCCAUCAGCUUCGGGAUCGACCAAAUCCUUAACAAUGUGGACCAAAGCUGCAUGCUCGGCGAUCGGAUGCCCGAGCCGGACUAUGGCCUCGGCUGCAUCGUCAGCACUGCCUACAACACCAUGACUAGUAACUUCACCGGCGACAACUCUGGAUAUAACGGCAACGCAUGUGGGGUCGCCAAUCUGAGCGGCACCUAUAACAUGAACGUGGGGAUGAACGUCAGUGGGAAUAACGUUAACGCAGCUGGAGUCAUCCGUGUGCCCGCGCACCGGCCUCUGAACAGUGGACACUCGUCCAUCCCCUACGGCAUGUCCACGAUGCCAGGCUCGAUUAACAACCUGACGGGAUUUACAUUCCCCUGGAUGGAGAGUAACAGAAGAUACACCAAAGACAGGUUCACCGUGGCGCUCUCACCCCUCACUGUAACACGUCGUGUAGGUCACCCGUACCAGAACCGGACGCCCCCCAAGAAGAAAAAGCCCCGGACGUCUUUUACUCGCCUGCAGAUCUGCGAGCUGGAGAAACGCUUUCACCGACAGAAGUACCUGGCUUCCGCAGAGCGAGCGGCUUUGGCCAAGGCCCUCAAGAUGACUGACGCACAAGUCAAAACAUGGUUCCAGAACAGAAGAACAAAAUGGAGGCGGCAGACAGCUGAGGAGAGAGAAGCAGAGCGACAGCAGGCCAACCGGAUCCUCAUGCAACUCCAACAGGAGGCUUUUCAGAAAACGAUAAACCAACCGGCAAACCCGGACCCGCUGUGCCUGCAUAACAGCUCCCUGUUCGCGCUUCAGAACCUCCAGCCAUGGACUGAGAACACCGCCAAAAUCAGCAGCGUGUCCGCCUGCGAAUAACAAACUCUGACCGCAUUUCUUUUCUCUUCUUUUUGAAAGUGAGUGGAGUCAUAGCGAACAACUUUUUAAGAUCAUCAACUUGAAAAAUAUGACUCAAGAGGACCUGGAUUUAUCUGACUGCCUCAAAAAAGGUUUAGGUUGAAAGCAUGGAGUGAACAAGAAGCUCAUAGCCACCGGAAGUAGGGGUGUUGAGGGUGCUGCAGCACCCCCUGAUAAAUCAUAAUUAAAUACACAUAUACAUACAUACACAUACAUACAUACAUACAUACAUACAUACAUACAUACAUACAUACAUACAUACAUACAUACAUACAUACAUACAUACAUACAUACAUAACAAUAUAAAUAAAAUCACCAAACUAGUGCACUGGACCUUAAUGACUCCUGUAUGAGUGGAGAAAAAUAGUCGUUAAUGCGGGAUAUGUUUUCUUUCUCAGCACCCCCACCCGGAAAAAUCUUCCUGCAGCCAUGCACGAGUCCAUUAGCAACAUGCUUUUAGAGGACUGUGCAAUAGUUCACCUUAUCUUCCUGCUUUUAGGUGAUAACAUUUUUAGCAGUUGAAUUAAUUGUCAUUUUUCAAUCAAAUAUAGUCCAGUUCUAACUAUGAACUAAGACUAUAGCUAGAUUCAAAGAAGUGAGCACUUCUUUUAGCACUUUUCUCCUAGAGGAAAACUUUGGCAUAUUCAUUCAUACCUGAUCAUUUGAGGAAUAGGCCUAAUUCAAGAAAAAUGUAUUGGUUUCAAAAAUAUGAAUUUGCUGGUAUAGAUUCACUAGCCUGCCUGUGUCUCAUAACAGUGAUGCUUAUAUCAACCGUUUAUAUUGAUAGCGAUGGUUAUGAAUCGCUUUUAGCAGUUAUGCAACCCCUUUAUCUCUUUGCAAGGGAAGAAUCAGUGGCAAAAGGUUCAAAUGUACCACCUCAUCAAGUUUCUGUUGUGAAUGAUUCAUCAUCGUUGACCUCUUACCACAUUACACAAGCACUUACUCAUUUGGAUGAUACUUUAUUGCACUCUACUAUUUACCUGGUAUUUGCAGAAAUUAGGUUAUACAGUUGCCUGAUCAUUAUACAAUAUUAUUUGUUGUCUUUGUCUUUCAAACAAGCACAAUGUUAGCAAUAUGAACAUGGCUUUGAAUUGGUUGAAGUGUAAAUGUGUUGUUGUUUCGUUAAGUAGCCUAUCCAUUGUUACUGCAUAAUGUAAUUUCUUAAUAAAUACCAGGUAAACAGCUGAAUUAUGACUGUAAAAUAAGGUGUUACUUCUUCAACUUUCUUGUACUCUAUAAUCCUAUAAUCAUUUCAGUUAUGUUGAUCAAUUUAUACGUAUAAUGACAGGCUAGAAUUAUAAGGCCAUAUGAAAUAUAUUUUUAAAGAAUUAAUACAGUUGUACUUUGUGUAUUUGUCAUAUUUUGUUUUAAACCAAUGAUCGUGCAUCAUGGAGUACAUGGAGUGAACUACAUUGCUGUGUAUGGGACAACUGAUGGCCAAAGCCCUCUUUGACUAUAGGAUCCAUCCCUGAUAUACCUGCCCUCUAUUAGUCAAUACCAGACCUUUAUAAUGGGUGUUUCCAGCAAGUGAUUGAUACUGGUUGCAUGAUCAUGAUUAAUGUCUACUUUUUGGAAUAUGCAGCUGUGUAUUUUGUGUGUUAGUUAACAUUCAUUGCAACUGUAAAGUGUGUGUAUGUGUGUGUUGAUCGUAUCCAGCUGUAGGACAGUGUGUUUGUGAGUUAGUCCAGGGCCUCUCCCCAUGGUCAAAAAGGAAUGUAGGGUAGAAUUGCCUCAUCUACUCGGAAAUAUCAGCACUGCAGCGUCACUUAAGUGGCUUUCCCAAAACUCCUGAAAUUCUUAAACCGAGCAGGCAUGAUGGCUUUCAGUUUUUUUCAAAGCUCUCAAUGGAAAAAGGUGGUAAAAAUGUCUGAAAAUGUAAAAGAAGUGGACAAGUGCAGUGAGCGGCAGAUUGACUGCUUAAUAUGUAAGCAAGCAUAACACCUUCCAUUUUGUUCGUUGUCCUCAGCCUUUUCAGUUUUAGUUUGAUCCGUAUUCUUUAUUUAUGGCUUCAUUAAAUUACAAUUAUUUAGGCUUGUUUUAUGUCAUCAAAUACAGUUCCUGCAUGCAUUUCAUUACUGAAGUAAUAUGUUAUUGUAUUUCUACCAAGUGAGCGUUUACUGUUUGUUUUGUCUGCCACAAUUCAGUUGCAAAUCCACAAUCUAAUAACAUUCGUAUAUCUUGACACAGCCACAAAUAAUGUUCAGUUCUUGUGCUACUGCUAUUAUUCGGCACCCUCUUUUGUACCGUAUGAAAUGUGUUCAUUUCCACAAACAUGUUCUACGUUUGAUCUCACUGCGCUUUGCUUCCUUAUGAUCUGUAAUACUGCAAUGCAUUAAUCACUACACAAUCUCCACAUUAGCAUUAAUCAGGACUUACAGCUUAGUAUCCUGUUUAUAGCACAGUAAUGUAUGAUUCUGCCACAGUAAGUCACAGAAGCCCAUGCAUUUUUCAUUCACCACCAGGGAAAUAAAGCAGUAUAUUCUUAACAUCAUCAAUAAGAAGUUGAAACAUAAUUAUCAAUAAACCGAUCUCUGUCAUGUCCUUCAUUGCUACAAUUAAUUUGCAAUGAAUCAUAUUGCUGUAUAAAAAUGAUUGUAUGACUCAAAUUAGCUACAGUAUAAUCUAUUCUUGGCUUUACACACAUACGAAUCACUGUACCAUUCAAAGCCAUUGUGUAGUCUAUGUCUCUGAAUUUGAAAUGUAUGAAUGGAGCGAGUUUUUUUUUUCUCAUUUUGAACUGCAUGCAAAAUCAAUUGUCUAUUGCAGACUUUAUUCUGCAAUCAUUGUUUAAUCAUAUUCUUGAACAGAAUAUGGCAAUUUGUAUGUUACAUUUUUUUAUUAAAUGAUUCAUGCUUU
Molecule: messenger RNA, 4013 nt
Organism: Oncorhynchus tshawytscha (Chinook salmon)
Lineage: Eukaryota; Metazoa; Chordata; Actinopteri; Salmoniformes; Salmonidae
Gene: tlx1
Product: T cell leukemia homeobox 1
Exons: 3
Coding region: 225-1118 (297 amino acids)
Biological process (GO): animal organ development; regulation of transcription by RNA polymerase II
Cellular component (GO): nucleus
Molecular function (GO): DNA-binding transcription factor activity, RNA polymerase II-specific; RNA polymerase II cis-regulatory region sequence-specific DNA binding
Source: RefSeq, a predicted model, not a curated record